UCCCAAAACAUCUGGAGGCACACUGGUUGAGAAACACUGAUGUAAAGCAUAUAGAACAGGCAUCCCCAAACUGCGGCCCUCCAGAUGUUUUGGCCUACAACUCCCAUGAUCCCUAGCUAACAGGACCAGUGGCCAGGGAUGAUGGGAAUUGUAAUCCAAAACAUCUGGAGGGCCGAAGUUUGUGGGUGCCUGAUAUAGAACAAUUAACAAAUCAUCAGUUAAAAUAACUAAAAUCUGUGACAAAACAACUAAAAAAAUAAGCUAAUCAGCACAAUUGCAACAUUAUAAGAGUCACAAAGUACUACAGCAUUCCUAAUCUAUGAAAUAAUAUUAACUCAACAUAAUCUAAGCACAGUUGAAUUCUUAGCAGAGCACACUUUUUAUAGUUUGUACCUUAGUGGAAAGAGGCGUUUGCAUAUGUAUUUGGGCCUUAAGUAUUUUGACAUCUGAAUUAACAUACCAUUUGUUAUGGCCUGUGGCCUGGGGGAAGCAAUUCUGGUAAUCGGAUUCCUUUGUGUGGUUAACUUAAAUAACUUGAGCAUUUAGCCUCCCUCCCCACCUUGCUGGUGACCUGAAAGUUAUAUGAAAUUACUGGACUCGAAAUAGAUUCAACCAGCUUUGAUUCAGUUCAGUCGAGAGUUCAUCAAGCUGUCGAGCUGGAAGAUUAGCAAUACUGAAAAUGCUACUGUUAGCAGCAGGUCGCUGCAAAAAUGUGUGUGUGCCUAUCUAUAUUUGUAUAUAUUCAAGCUUUGCAUAGAGGCGAUACAGGCUGCAGCAUUUACAUUCUGGGGCCUUUCAGCUGAUGCACACACGCCCACGUGCCCUGUACGUUCCUGUGCAAUACAGUACUACUAACUCUUCCUGCCUUUCCAGUGGGCUCUGAUAAGGAAAGGUCUUGGGGUGUGGAUUUGCUGUCUCUGGUCAGCAAAAGGAGGAGUCUGCAGCCAAGUUGAAGAAGCCAACAGUAGCCCCAUUUCGAUAGCGUUUAUCAAAUGAAACCGCCGAAGAUGGCUUUCUUUCUUUCUUCCCCCUGCCUUUCUCGUCUCGACUAAUCGCCCUUCCAAUUGCCGACUGUGCAGGCUCAAAUGAAGGGGGCGGAAUAGCGCUGAAAGGUGCAACAAAGAGAGCUGGACUUGGCCGGCAGUGGCCGGGUCCCAGGGCACGGGAGAGCACAGCUAACAGGCCUGCUCUGAUUUAUGGCCAUUGUCCGGGAUUUGCUGGAGGUGAAUGGCUGAAGAAAAGGGCUCUGUGUCCCUGCAACCCAGCUUGAGAUUCUUCCAGUCGGCCACCAAGCACCCCAAAAGGUGAAGGGUUUAGAUACUAACACAGAGAAGUGAAGCCAUGGUCUCUCUGAUGUUCCUCAUUGGUGGAUACUUCCUUGAGAAUGAGCCCCCAUUGAAUACAAUGUGGGUUGAUAAGGAAAAAUCCUGGGGUGCGGAUUUACUCCGCUGCCCAGCUCGUUGGGGUUCCACUCCCCGCGGAUCUCUCCAGCCAGCAAAAGGAGGAGUUUCCAGCCAAGUUGAAGAAGCAAACAGCGCUCAGUAGACCUGAUCUUUAUUUGUUGCAACAAGGUUCAAACACACAAAGAGUAAGAACCCCGAGCAUGGGGUUGCAUGGACUUUUCAGACCUCUCCCCGUUGCCCAUAAUACCUACAGGUGAAACUCGGAAAAUUAGAAUAUCGUCGAAAAGUGCAUUUAUUUCAACAACUUAGUAUUUUAUUAUUUAUUUUUUUACAAAUGCUUUCUUUUGGGAAUUCCACAGAAAUAAAACAAAUGGUUACAAUAAUACAAAAAUAAACACCGCUGUUACAUUUCAUUAUUUACAUUCUAUUUAUAAUUGACCCGCCUAACGACAAAUAAUUACAAUUACAACAAAUAAAGGCUUGACAUAUCUUGCUUUGCAUGUCAUGCAUCUAUCUCGUAUAUUGUUGUUGUUGUUGUUUAGUCGUUUAGUCGUGUCUGACUCUUCGUGACCCCAUGGACCAUAGCACGCCAGGCACUCCUGUCUUGCACUGCCUCCCGCAAUUUGGUCAAACUCAUGUUCGUAGCUUCGAGAACACUGUCCAACCAUCUCGUCCUCUGUCGUCCCCUUCUCCUAGUGCCCUCAAUCUUUCCCAACAUCAGGGUCUUUCCCAAGGAUUCUUCUCUUCUCAUGAGGUGGCCAAAGUAUUGGAGCCUCAGCUUCAGGAUCUGUCCUUCCAGUGAGCACUCAGGGCUGAUUUCCUUCAGAAUGGAUAGGUUUGAUCUUCUUGCAGUCCAUCUCGUAUAUUGGUUUCAACUUUUAAGUUGUGUUACUGAAAUGAAUGCACUUUUCGACAAUAUUCCAAUUUUCCGAGUUUCACCUGUACAUUUUUCAACAGCAUCAUCGAUACACCACAAAUAUGUCAAAAAGUAGGAGUGUUCGGCAUGUAGAGACAUGAGCCCAUCACACACCCCUGUCAAUAGCCCCAGUUCCUCUUCCCCAAAGAACAAUUAAAGUAUUUACGCAUCCCCCUUGCUGCAAGGCUUUUCCUUUGAAAGUAUCAGGAGUCAAUCCACCAUCCUGAUGGGUCAUUGCUACAAUUUUAAAGGGUGGUUUUCUGAGCCUCUUUGCUGCUGUGUAUGUAAGGUGACGCAAGUGGGACCCAGGUGGCGCUGUGGGUUAAGCCACUGAGCCUAGGGCUUGCUGAUCAGAAGGUCGGUGGUUCGAAUCCCUGCGAUGGGGUGAGCUCCCGUUGCUUGGUCCCAGCUCCUGCCCACCUAGCAGUUCGAAAGCACGUCAAAGUGCAAGUAGAUAAAUAGGGACCGCUCCGGCGGGAAGGUAAACGGCGUUUCCGUGCGCUGCUCUGGUUCGCCAGAAGCAGCUUUGUCAUGUUGGCCACAUGACCCGGAAGCUGUCUGCGGACAAACGCCGGCUCCCUCGGCCUAUAGAGCGAGAUGAGCGCCGCAACCCCAGAGUCGGACACGACUGGACCUGAUGGUCAGGGGCCCCUUUACCUUUACCUAUGUAAGGUGCCUGUGUCAACGGUCAUUGUCCAGGCCUUAGUUACAGGCUGCCGUGGGGACUUGGGAUUUUGGGAGUCUUUCCCACCAAACCUUCCAGGACAACAACUCUAGAAUCAUAGAAUUGGAAGGGACCCCAAGGGUCAUUAUGUUUUUAUGUGUUGGAAGCCACCUAGAGUGGCAUAAAUAAAUAAAUAAAUAAAUAAAUAAAUAAAUAUGGUGAUGAUAAUGACGACGACGAUGACUUCCAUACUGUGUGUGCCUUGCAAGGAGUGUAACCCAUUGAAGGCAGGGGGACUUUGGGUGGUAAUCAAUAAAAUUUCAUUCUGAGUAGACCGGGUGAAAUGAAUGAACAUUGCUAAGUUGAUUCCAACAGGUCUUCUCCAUGUUGCAGAUUUGCCACUCGUCAAAUCACCUGACAGCAGGGGGUUCCUUUCGCUUGCGGUGGCCUUGCAGGGUGCUUUGCAAAGUAUUAUCCUGAGGUGCAGUUUUCAGCAUGGUGCCAGCAAACCCCAAGGUUCUUACCUGCCCCAUCAGACCUGAUGCCAGAUGUUGGGCAGGUGGCCAUGGCUUAGCCAAAAUGUCUUGGCGUGUUGAGUUCAACCCACCGCUAGAGGUUUCCAAACCUUGCUAUAAGGGAUUCCCCAGACGCAGAAAUAUAACUUCCAAUAUUAUUGGUUUGGUUUGUUAUCUUGCGUUUUUAUCUUGUAUUUUGAUGCUGCGAACUGCCCUGAGCUAUACGGAUGAUGGGCGGCAUACUAAUUUAAUUAAUAAUAAUAAAAAAGAACUAAAUUGGUAUACCGCCAAGGACCACAGGGCAAUUCACAACAUAAAAAUGCAAAAUGAGAAUACAAAAUGCAUAAUAAAACAAAUACAAACCAAUAACUCCCUAAUGAAAUAGUUGUUCAUUUGGAACUGGUAAGUAAUGUUUUUCUGCAUGCUUUACUUUCUCAAGUUAUGCUAAACCAAACAGUGGCUUAACACAAAUAAUUGGGGUUAUUGGCUUGUUCUUGUGGUUUUUAUCUUGCAUUUUCGUGUUGUGAACUGUCCUGAGAUCUACGGGUGAAGGGUGGUAUGAAAUUUUUUAAUAAUAAUAAUAAUAAUAAUAAUAAUAAUACGACUGCAGCUGCUUCACGGUCUUUCCUGCAUUGUGAUUUUUGCAUAACACACACUUCCUGAUUCGCAGUAUAUUGCCAGGUCAAAAAUGAUAGAACUGAUAUCACAAUACGGACUUAAAACUGGUUUAUUUCGUGCAUUGUGAUGUAUCAGCAUAUCGUGAUGUUUAGCGGGUGUUCCAAACCAGCUCCACCAGCUCAGACGUUGUGAUAUAUCAAUAUACAGUGUUUGCGAACGCAAUCCGUUCUGCGGAGGCGUUCACUCGCUGAAGGCACAUUCGACGCCGCGGAACCUAGAUGUAAACACUUCUGGGUCCACAAAGCUCGUAAACGGAGGUUUUCGUAAACGGAGGUAGUCGUAAACGGAGGUUCCACUGUAUCUCAAUGUUUAGUUGGUGGCAUAUCACAGUGUUGAAAGCCCGAUAUUGCAGAGCCCUACUCGAGAGUUACAGGUGAAUCUUGGCUUGUGGUUUAUCUCCCCCAGACAAACCACGAGUGCUAAACCAAGAUGAACUUCCGUUGCAGCAUGUGAGACCUGGGUUUGGAGAUAACAGUCUUCCCAGCCAAGACAGAGUUGCCAGCAGCUGUGCUCUAGAGAAACGGAAGUGAGCUCAGAGCAGCUAACUUCCUGCUGAUUUGCAGCUUCUGGGCUAAAUGCCUUGCUCAAACCUUCCACCAAAUUUGGUGGGGCGGGGGCAGAUCUUGGCAGCAACAACAGAGGUUAUCAGCUGUUUUUACCAGCCAUUUGCUGCAGGGGCCAGUGGCUGCACAACGGCAGACUCACCAGGUCAGGGUUUCUCAAGCUUUGGUUUCCCCAGCUGUUGCUGGACUACAACUCCCAUCAUCCCUGACAACUGGUCCUGCUAGCUAGGCAUGAGGGGAGCUGUACUCUUGACAACGGCCCAAGUUGGAGAAAUCCUUUUCCUUUUUCCGGAUGGGGAGAAAAGUCAGGGAUGCUGGAGAAAGUGAGCUGCCCAGUGGCGAGCCCAUGCCAGUUGGUGUUUUCCUGAAGGGGGACCCCAAAGGGGCAAUAAACCCUUUGAUGUGGUCCUUCCUGUGGCAGAUAGGUGGCCAAAAGCGGAGACGUUUCGCAUGCGGAGACGUUUCACUGCAGGGCUAAUAGUUUUAUGCCAUCCGAAAGGCACGGGAGGUUUUUUGUCCUUCCUGCUCUUAUUUGUCUGCUUUCUGCAGGAGAAAACGCCGGCCUGGUUGAGGUGUUCCGCUGCAAAUGCAACCAUGGGAUAUCACCCCUUGGUAGAAACACACAGUUUCUCCUCGAAAGAAGCCCAGCAGCUGCUCCACAACAAGUUUGUCGUGAUCCUGGGCGACUCCAUUUACCGAUCGAUAUACAAAGACCUGAUCUCCAUCCUGCAGGCCGACAAGUUGCUCACUGUUGAUGAGCUGAAGCAAAAGGGAAAGCCGUCUUUUGCCAAUGAUAAAUUGGUGCAACAUAGUGGGUUAGGCUGCGGGAACAGAUACCGGGAGGUGCGCGAGUUCUGCACGGAUCACCACCUUGUGCGAUGGUACUUCAUGCCCCGCGUUUAUUCGGACUACGUGGAGCGUAUCCUGGACGACCUCCAAACGGAUCCGAAGCCGGACGUGGUCAUCUUCAAUUCCUGCCUCUGGGACCUCAACAGGUACCAAGAGAAGGUCGCCAGGGAGUUUCGGCUGCCGACGGCCAUCAAGCAGUACAAGCUCAACCUGGAGAAGCUCUUUGAGAGGCUGGAUCGUGUCCUUCCUCAGAGCUGCCUUGCCAUCUGGAACACAGCCCUCCCCAUAGGGGAAGAGCCUUUUGGAGCCCUCUACAAAGAGAUGGAGGGAGGCUACUGCUCAGCUGAGGAUGUAGAAAAAGCGACUCCUAUGGAUGUGGUUGAAGCCAACUUCUAUGGUGCCAGCCUCGCCUGCAGCUAUGGCUUCGACGUCCUGGAUCUCCAUUUCUUCCUGCGCUUUGAGGACGAUCUCCGCAUUAAAGACAGGGUGCACUGGAACUUUUUGGCACACCGGUUUAUUACCAGGUACCUGCUGACCUUCAUUGCUGAUUCGUGGGGAGUCGAACUUGAGAAGAGGAAUCCCAGCACAGGGAUUGGUUGGAACGGGACUGCAGCAAAUCAUCCAGUUUACCCACAACUGCCCCCCAUACCCCAGUUGUGCCGUGACUUUUUCUCGGCUGAUGACGCUCCUAUUAGGCAGCUCGUUGAGGUCAGAGAAGCCCCUGUCAGUUACGGUGGUCCCUAUGGCAACAGACCUGUGGCUGGAUUCGAAUACAAUCCCCAGGACCCCUCGGCCCAGCAUGGCUGGCUCUUUCCUGCCCACCCGCCUUUUGAGCACCACAGCAAUCCAUACGACGGCGGGCCAGGGGGUGGAUUGGACUGUCACGACUAUCCACCCGACGAUGGACAGCUCACUCCGGACCCCCAGUUUAAUGACCAUCAGAACGGUUCCUGCAGCCGCAGGGGCGGGCGUUGGAAUGGCCUGUUUCCCCCAGAAACCCACCCCAACGGCUCCCCUAUUCCCACACUGGCCAGGCGCGCCAGGCGAUUCCAGAGAAGGCGGCGCCCCGAGUUCAUACACCACCACCCCCACGAGCAACGCCAAAGCGCCCAGCCCUACCCCGUGUGGCGGGGCCGCGGCAGACACGCUUGGCGUCAUUCCCAAAGGUCAAGAUUUGUCUGGAGAUGCCCCUCCCGCUCUUAGCAGGGGCUCCGGCAGCCUUGAAUGUUCUUCUCUUGCAGACAGCAGCCCAACAUGUCAGGACUGGGGGUGGGUUUUUGGGGGUGUGUGUGUGUUUGCCUGUGGGUGUCGAGGGCUUCUGCGAACGCGGUGGAAGGACGGAUCGCUCGAUCUCCAGCCUGCUAUUGGACACCCUUUGCUCACAUGCUCCCAAGUGGGGGGCCAGACCAUCUUUCUGAACGCAGGGUUGGCCCCCAAGAGGUGCCCCCCCACCCACUCUGGACGCUGCUACUUUUUCACCUUCUUUCACCCCGUGGAAGAAGGGUGUCUUCGCAACCAGCUCUGAAAAGCAAGCUCGGUAGUCCUGCCUCAGGCACACACCUGGCAAUCAAAGUACAUUCAGCCCACGUUUUUAAGCUCCACCCCCCCCCCUGGGAACUAUAUUUCCCCCGCUCACAGACCUACAGGGCCCUACAGUUCCCAGAAUGCUUUGGGGGUACAGUCAUGUGCUUUAAAGGUAUGUUGUGGCUCUGCCCCUAGUCUUUUUUCUUUUGUAAAUAUUUUUCAUUAAAGAUUUCUUGAAUUACAAA
Molecule: messenger RNA, 7357 nt
Organism: Zootoca vivipara (common lizard)
Lineage: Eukaryota; Metazoa; Chordata; Lepidosauria; Squamata; Lacertidae
Source: RefSeq, a predicted model, not a curated record